Molecule: messenger RNA, 1212 nt
Organism: Pseudophryne corroboree (corroboree frog)
Lineage: Eukaryota; Metazoa; Chordata; Amphibia; Anura; Myobatrachidae
Product: amine sulfotransferase-like
Exons: 7
Coding region: 118-1023 (301 amino acids)
Biological process (GO): sulfation
Cellular component (GO): cytoplasm
Molecular function (GO): sulfotransferase activity
Source: RefSeq, a predicted model, not a curated record
CAUUUUCUUUUAUAAGCGACUGAAAUGCACUUUUGCACAAUAGUGUCCAGCCAACUCAGACUACGGAAUGAGAACAAACACAGCAGCUGCAAAAAGAUAAGGUAGCACUAAUUAAACAUGGCCACAAUUACUCCAGUGUUGCGUGAUUCAUAUCUUUAUAGAUAUAAAGGAUUUUGCUUUAUAAAGGAACUGAUGCCAAAAGAGUUCAUAGACUCGUUGCAGGAUUUUAAAAUAAGAGAUGAUGACGUGUUCCUGAUUACUUUUCCAAAAUCAGGAACCAUUUGGAUGCAGCAAAUUUUAAGCUUAAUCUGCAGUGAAGGACACAGAAAUGGCACAGAACAAAUUGACACUUCUGAAAGAAUACCAUGGUUUGAUUCUUCUAUGGGAAAAGUUCAUGUUAAUCACGAUCACGAGAGUCAGCCAUCACCACGGUUAUUUACAUCCCACUUAGCUUAUUUAUUUGUUCCACAAGGCCUAAGAAAUAAAAAAGCCAAGGUUAUCUAUGUGAUGAGAAAUCCAAAAGAUGUCAUGAAAUCCUUUUAUCAUUUUGAAGCCAUUCCAAUUUAUACUCAAAAGUCACCAGAUUUUGCCCACUUCUUUGAGAAGUUUUUAGCUGGAGAUGUUUUUGCUGGCAGUUGGUUUGAUCAUGUUCAUGAAUGGAACACUCAUAAGGAUGAUUUCAAUAUCCUUUUUGUAAAAUAUGAAGAUAUGAUCAAGGAUAUAAAGUCGGUUGUCAAACAAAUCUGCAAAUUUUUAGGGAAAGAGUUAGAUGAUGAGUCUUUGGAUAUUGUGGCAAAGCGAGCAACAUUCAACAACAUGCAAAUGGAUCCCCGUGCAAAUAAAGAAAAUGAAUCCCAAGACAUUUUUAAUCUGAAAAUGGGGAAAUUUAUGCGCAAAGGUACAAUCGGAGAUUGGAAAAAUAUAUUUACUGUGGCACAGAGUGAAGCAUUUGAUAAAAUAUUUCAGGAGAAAAUGGGAGAUUUAUCCAUAAAAUUUACCUGGGACAUUUCUGAAGAAAAAUGAAUGGUCCAUUACAAAUAUCUGAUGGAAAUGUAUUUUACUACUGUAUAUGAUGAUAGCAAAGCAAGCUGAAGAUUAUUUAUAACAGAUAAAUAGGUAAAUGAAAAGAUAAAAUACUGGAAGACUAUUGACCUCUUAUGAUUUGUCUAUAAAUGAAACUUAUUUAAAAAUAUUAAAAAAGCAAUUACCAUU